Molecule: messenger RNA, 1800 nt
Organism: Arachis stenosperma
Lineage: Eukaryota; Viridiplantae; Streptophyta; Magnoliopsida; Fabales; Fabaceae
Exons: 4
Coding region: 1-1800 (599 amino acids)
Biological process (GO): telomere maintenance; DNA repair
Molecular function (GO): DNA helicase activity
Source: RefSeq, a predicted model, not a curated record
AUGCAUAUGACAUUUCCCAAAAGAUUUAUUGAUGCCACCACAGUCGAUGAAGAUGGUUAUCCAGUUUAUAGACGUAGAGAAGAUGGGAAAGUGAUUACUAAAGGGGCACACAUUAAUGUUGAAUGGUGUAAUCAAUCAAGAUCAAUAAAGUAUUUAUUCAAGUACGUCAAUAAAGGGAAUGAUCGUGUGACAACAUCUUUCUAUAGAAGUGCCAGUGGAGAUGCAGAAGCUGAUGAUAUUGAUGAAGUAAGCAUGUACUAUGACUGUAGGUACAUAUCUCCAUGCGAAGCAGCAUGGAGAAGUUUUGGAUAUAAUGUCCACUACAGGGAUCCGUCUGUUGUUGAACUUGGUUUUCAUUUGCCAGACGAGCAAAAUGUCAUAUUUGAAUAUGAUGAUAACCUAGCGGAGGUGGCUAAAGAAGCGUCGGUGAAGGAGUCAAUGUUUUUGGAUUGGUUUGAUGCAAAUAAAGAAUACGCAGAGGCAAGAACUUUGAAAUAUGCUGAAUUGCCAACAAAGUUUGUAUGGAAGGCUACUGAAAGAGUUUGGGCUCUACGAAAAUCACACUCAGUAAUUGGUAGGAUUUUCUUUGUUCCACCAGGUUCAGGGGAAAUAUUCUAUUUAAGACUAUUACUAAACUUUGGUAGGGGACCAACUUCAUAUGAGGAGAUACGAACAGUUGAUAGAGUUUUAUACCCGACAUUCAGGGAUGCAUGUUAUGCAAGAGGACUUUUGGAUGACGAUAAAAAAUAUAUUGAUGCAAUUAAGGAAGCAAAUCUACAUUUAACAGAAGAAGAGUUAAAGGAAUUUACUCUCAUUGACAUUGAGAACAAAUUGAAAAGUUACAAUAAGAGUCUUGUGGACUUCCCAUCUAUGCAAGUAUCGGAUGUCGAAUUAACUUCCAAUGCUUUGAUGACUAAGGGAGUUAAUAGCCUAAUAUGCGACGAGCUUCGUUAUGACAGACGUACAUUAGCAGAAGAGCAUAACAGUCUCUUGGAUCAACUGACAAAUGAGCAUAAAUAUGUGUAUGAUCAAGUAAUGGAUGUUGUAACAAAAAAGAAAGGUGGAGUUUUCUUCUUAUAUGGUUACAGUGGUACAGGAAAAAUAUUCGUUUGGAAGACAUUGGCAUCUGGGUUGAGAUCAGAAGGGAAGAUUGUUUUAACAGUUGCAUCAAGUGGAAUUGCUUCUCUUCUACUACCCGGUGGCAGGACAGCCCACUCACGGUUUGCAAUCCCCCUUAAUCCGAAUGAGUUUUCAACAUGCAACAUAAAACAAGGGAGUCCACUUGCAGAUUUGUUGGUUAAAACUAAACUCAUUAUUUGGGAUGAAGCCCCUAUGGUUCACAAACAUUGCAUUGAAGCACUUGAUAGGACAAUGCGAGACAUAUUAAGGUUUACUAAUGUAAACAGUAUCGAUAAACUAUUUGGAGGGAAGACAAUUGUCUUUGGGGGUGACUUUAGUUGCAAGUUGUUGAUGCCAACUAAAAACAUACGUCUACAAGUCGGAGGCAAAAAUGCAAGGUCUGUUGAAAUAAAGGAAUUUGCAGAUUGGAUAUUAAGCAUUGGAGAUGGGAGAUGUGGAAAAUCUCUAGAUGGAGUUGAUAAAGUUGAAAUUUCGGAUGACAUCCUCAUAAAUGAGUGGGAUGAUCCUAUAGUUGCUAUUUGUAAGGCAACUUAUCCGAAGAUGUGGGAAGGAACAAACUGUGAUUUUCAAGCUAAGGAUCGUGCUAUUCUGGCACCUACCUUGCAAUUGGUGGACAAAAUUAAUAGCUACAUCAUAAGUUUGAAUCCUACCGAAGCAUAA